AUGAAGUACAUUCCUCCGAUUAAAAUCCCAGAUCUUGCCAAAAUCAUGCUUUAUCUUCAAGGAGAAGCUGAUUGGCAUAGAGGAGGAUUCAUUGCAGAGAGUAACAACUCUAAUUCUAGCAAUUAUUUGAGUUUAGUCGAAUAUCCACACGCGAUAUUCGAAGAAGAUCGAUCUCUUUUGUUUGCAAACCAAUCAUUUUAUUCAUUGAUUGGUGCUCCAAGGGAAGCUUGCAUCGGAUUGAGCAUCGACGCCAUCUUUUCCAGAAUAAUGGAUUUCAAAACGGAUCCUAAGCAUCCUUUCAACAAAAUACUUGAGUUUAUGGACCAAGACUCCAAUAUGACAUGCGUAAAAGUCACUACGAAGUUCGAAAGAGGAACUCAUAAGUCAAAAAAUGUUGAAAUUAGGAUGUCCAAGGUUAUAGCUGAAGAUAACAAGAAUGCCUUCAUUCUUGCAUUCGAAGACCUGACUUAUCAUCACCAAUUAGAAGAAAAUACAAGAUAUCAGAAACAAAUUGCAGAAAACUUGAAACAUAAUGCAAUUCCUCUUCUUCUUAGUAAUGCAUUGACAGUAGAAAACAAAUUGCAGGCAAGGGAUUUCAAUAAUGCUGGAAUGUCUGUUUUUGCGAUUUCAUAUGCAUCUUUAAGGGAUGAAUAUGACGGAGAACUCGCAGACGGAUGCUUACUUUUCUUAAAGGCUGCACAGGAAGUAUCAGGAGUCUUUCCAAACAUCAUUAAAUUAAUGAAUGAACCUCCGAGCUUCAUUUACUUAUCAAUUCCUGAUGAAAAUGAUCCAUUAGAUAUAAGAGCCAUCCAAAUUGUACAUUUCAUGAACGCAAUCAUCAAUUCUUUCAACUCUAGUACUUAG
This is a messenger RNA of Trichomonas vaginalis G3, 864 nucleotides long. Its product is annotated as PAS domain domain-containing protein. The transcript has a single exon. The record is from RefSeq and is a predicted model, not a curated record. The coding region runs from base 1 to 864 and encodes 287 amino acids. NCBI's taxonomy places the organism in Eukaryota, Parabasalia, Trichomonadida, Trichomonadidae.